AAUUAGCCAAAUUUAAGGAGUGAAAUAAUUUCUCUUUUUCCAUUUUAAUUCUCUUGCCAAUUAUUCCGACAUAUCAUGAGAAUUUUCUUUCAGAAAUCCACAAAGAAAGCUAUUUCUAGUUUUCAUUUAUUCCCAAAGCUGAAUACUCGGUCGCAACUCAGUCACUCCCCUUCUCUAAUUCAUACACCGCGUUUCCCAUUUUCUCCGUUGCACUCACUGAGUCACCAUCCUGUCUUUUGUCAUCUUCCAAAUGCAAAACUCCUAUAACCAUCGGAGGGGACGCCAAGCCCCACCGCGGAAGAUCGUUCCCUUGCCGGGCCAGGUGUCAUUUCGUGUAAUAUGCCACGCAUCAUCCAUCGGAGGACUCAUCGGGAGCUCCGGCGCCGUUGUUUCUCAACUUCGCCGCGAGACUUCCUCUAGAAUCCACUGCGAAGAAUCUGUCGGCGGGUCAGAUCACCGAGUUAUAUUGGUAGUGGGGUCGGGAUCGGUCGAAAGACAGUUUAGUUUGGGUGAGGGAGAAGUAUGUUACGUUUCUUGUGCUCAGGAAGCAAUGAUUAAGGUCUUCCAGCGCGUGUGGGAAGUGGAAGCGGAGAGAGAGUGGGGAAACGCGUGCGAUGGUGAGGAUGAAGAAGCUUACUGUGGUGUGCUGGCUGAGACGGCACAAAUUGGUUUCGUUGUGGGGAAAGGAGGGAAGAAUAUUGUGAGAAUGAGGACAGAGAGUGGAGCGAAAAUUAGGAUUUUGCCGCCGCCGCCAUGCGGAAGAAAAAUUGAUCAGUUAAUUCAGAUAACUGGUGGUACUUUGGCUGUCAAGAAAGCGCUGGUUGCUGUAUCUGGCUAUCUUCAAGCUUGCCCAUCCGCGGACAAAGAGCCAACGCAGAUGAGUAUGCCUACUGAGCAACCUUCACGUGGAACCUCCCCUAAUUCAGGCGAAGAACUUUUUCCGCAUCUUAGUUCGCUUUUCCCACCCAUGCUUGAAAAUUUGGUGAGAGGUGUUUCUAAUGCCAACUUUUCGUUGGUGGUUGGUGAUGGAGAUCCCAAAUCGGAUUCAGAUCGUACUCAAAAAGUUGUCUUUAGAAUGCUUUGUUCCAAUGGUGCUGCUGGGGCCAUCAUCGGCAAGAAGGGUGCCAUUGUCAAAGCUUUGCAAAAUCAAACUGGUGCUUCUAUAAUGUUUGAGUCCCUGGAAACCGAUCAUCGUGAUCGUGUUGUCACCAUUUCUGCCUUGGAGAACCUUGAAUCACAGUAUUCUCCUGCACAAAAUGCUGUUGUUUUUGUAUUUGCAAGAUCCGUUGAAGCUGACAUUGAGAGAGGAUUUCAGUCAGUCCUGAUUAAGGGCACUCCUGUGACUCUUAGGCUUCUAGUUGCUUCCAACAUUGUCCACUGCUUGAAGGACAAAGAAGGUAGGGUACUUUUUGAGAUUGCAGAACUCACUGGCGCUGACAUACAAGUCUUGGUUGAGGAGCUAUCACUGGGCCAUUCUCCGGAGAAUGUAGUACAGAUUACUGGCAACUAUAAAAGCGUGCAGAAUGCCAUCUUUCAAGUUACUAGUAGACUUAGGGAUAAUCUCUUGCCACGUGAAGUGCUGAAUGAAAAUAGAGUGAGCAACUGCUACGGAGAAGUAACGGAGACAGGUCCGUCUCAAGUUCUCCAACCAACAAGCUCAAUAUUAGAUAAUGAUAAUGGACCUAAUUUAGCUCAAAGAUUGCACACUGGGCACUCAGAAAAUACUUCUGGUCCUCAGCCAGUAAAACUGCAACCACAAGAGGCUGCAGGAAAUGGGAAUAUGGUUGCCAUCCAAGGUGUUCAUCAUAGCUCAACUACCUCGGGAGGGAGCUUUGACCUUGAGACGUCUCUUGAUUCUCUACUUCCAUGUGAUAUGCUCAAUGAAGUGGGAGGCCCAAGCCCCUACAACAGAGGGAGUGAGACUACUUUUUCUGGUUUGGUUCAAUCUUUAGAUGUGUCUCCUGCUUCUGAUGAAGAGAGUGCUUUAACAAGAGCAAUGGGUAAUAUUGAAUUCUUUGAUGGUGUAGACUGUCCGACAAAAUCUCGGCUAUUAGAGACUGUUGAAAGACAUGAGCUGGCCAAUGGAGAUGAUAAAGGGUGUCUAGAACUUGAAAGCGGCAAGAAAUCUAGUAUUGUGAAAAAUACAGGUGUGGAGAUUGUAGUUCAUGAAGAUGCUUUUGACUCGAUCUACGGCAAAAAUGGCUGCAACCUUGCUCGUCUCAAAGAGUGGAAAAUCAGAUCUCAGGUGCAAAGGUUGAAGUACAUGAACCUUGUGGUGGUGAAAGUGAGGGGAGGGUGUUGAUAUCUGGGACUCCAGAUCAAACCCUUAUAGCACAAAGUUUGCUGCAAGCCUUCAUCCAAGCCAACCAGAAUGCAUGAUUCCUUGUAAAAUCCUUGUAGAGUAUAGAAGUGAAAUUGGUAUAAUUUAAUAGACAUAACAAAUAGAUAUAAACAAAGGAAGGUAGUUGUGGAAAGAUUAAAGAAGAAGAGUUCCUGUUUGUUGGAAAAUGUAGUUAAAAAGGAAUUUUGGAAUGAAGUACCCAAUAUUUGAUCUUUCCUGAGUGAACUAGUUUGAUUUACAAGUAGCAGAUAGUGAUGACUCAUACCGUUUAUUUAGAUUAAAUCCCAAUGAAAAAGCAUUCAAGGGUAUCCUAAAUUUGGUUGUA
Gossypium raimondii (Peruvian cotton) is the source of this 2666-nucleotide messenger RNA. Its product is annotated as KH domain-containing protein HEN4. NCBI's taxonomy places the organism in Eukaryota, Viridiplantae, Streptophyta, Magnoliopsida, Malvales, Malvaceae. Gene Ontology annotation, biological process: regulation of gene expression. The transcript has 8 exons. The record is from RefSeq and is a predicted model, not a curated record. Bases 251 to 2302 code for a protein of 683 amino acids. Gene Ontology annotation, cellular component: nucleus; cytoplasm. Gene Ontology annotation, molecular function: mRNA binding.